AUGGCUUUAUGCCAUGGUCAUUGCCCACUGUUCAUGGGAGUGAGUGUGUCGAUCCUUAGUGAGUCUGUCGAUCCUCAUUUGAGCUCGCACCAUGCUGAUCUGACACACUGGGUAAACUUGUGUUUCAAAUGGAUUUACCUUGCCUUCCUCGUGCUGCAGUUUGUGCUAGCUCUUGGUAACAGACCAAAGGGUGAACAGACGGCAUAUGCAAUCACACUAUGGGUCUAUGCCUUCUUGGCUGUUUACCUUCUCGUGUGUUCAUUCUGGCUAACUGGCAAGGCAUUCACUACCAUUCCCAGCCAACUGAAGAAUAAGACGCUUCCAGCAAAUAUUCAACAGGCUGUGUGCAAUGAGAACAUCAAGAUCGAUAACUUCCUGUACAAUAGAUCCUAUUGGUCCAAUGGAUCCUGGUAUUAUCGAUGGACAGCAGAUUAUGCAGUAGAACAGCAGGCGAUAAACAACAACAAUACUUUCACAGUUUGCCCGAAUCAAGUCUCACCUUCAGCAUCCCUCCCCACAUCUACGACGGCCCCUACUGCAGGUGGCUCUGCCAUUGUCACAACUAUUGUCUCUGCAUUCCAUACCAGCUCUGUGAAUACUAAUUCAGCGGCUUCGUCUACUUCACGGACAGCCAUCAUCAUUGGUGCAGUGGGUGGUGCUGCGCUCACCAUAAUUGCAGUGCUCGGUGGUGUUUACUGUUACAGACGAGGUAAACGGCCUCACAUGAUCAAGGAUAUGCCAUCCGUGUUUCUGGGACAAUCAUAUGGUGUCCAGCCUGUCUAUGGAGCGUCCUUCAUGGAUGCCGAAGCAGCCACUCAGAGAUACAGCAGUUUAAGUCCUAUCCGGCGCCAUCAUGAGUCUGGGGAGUCUACUCUCCCAGUGGUACAUUCUUUGAGCCCCGAGCAGGUCCAGUCAUUGAACCCGUCAAUUGGCCCAUCAUAUCUUGGGAAUGAUGAUUUCUCUGAAGUGGUGCCAUACAUUCGAGAAGAUGAUGCCAGCACGUUGAUUCCCCCCCAUGACGCGCCUGCAGAAAGGCUUCCGCCUGCGUAUCAUUCAUCUUGGGUGUCUAUAAAUGUGCGGCAAAGCAACUCAGACCCUGGUGAAGGUAGCUUUGCUUCGUGA
Molecule: messenger RNA, 1122 nt
Organism: Suillus discolor
Lineage: Eukaryota; Fungi; Basidiomycota; Agaricomycetes; Boletales; Suillaceae
Exons: 9
Coding region: 1-1122 (373 amino acids)
Source: RefSeq, a predicted model, not a curated record